AUAUUGGAUAAAUACAUAACGCCGUUUAUUUAGAGUAGAAAUGCUCGGUGAUUUCACCUUCAACUGAAUACUAGUUUUAAACAGGUUCUACCUGGUUCAAUCAUAAUCAAACUAGAUAUAACUACUUUUCAAAGGUAAUUAGCAAAAAUAUCGUUUCGAGUUAAAACAUAUUUUAUACAAUCCCUUUACUGGUCUUACUCUUACAGGUGUAAAUUUAUUUUAUCCGGAAUCAAUAAAAAUACUUCGUUUAAGCAAAUCGCACGUCAAUAGCUUACUAAUAAAUGUUAUACAAUUCGUUAUCUAUUAUGUUGUUAGAGAUAUUUUAUCUCGCUUAAUUGAGAAGUAUUCGGUUUAUUAUCACAUCCGUGUCGAGUUUACAUCGCGAUGAACGUGUUAAAACGUUUUCAAAGUGUAAAACAGUUUAUUAAAACACACAAUAUUAAUGAUGUAACUAAAAGAUCCACACACCAUGUUAUUAGCAUAGAUAUAGAUGGUGAACAUUUGAAAUUCCCACACGUUUGGCUUAGGGACAAUUGCCAGUGUGAACAGUGCUUUCAUACUUCAGCAAGAAGCAGGAUAAUCGAUUAUAGCAAUUUCAACAUCGACUCCAAACCUAAAGCGGUCGUUAAGGGUGCAAAUUCUGUGCAAAUCACAUGGGAUGACGGACACACUUCAAAUUUCAAACUUGACUGGUUGAAACUCCGAAGUUUUACAGCGGAAAGUCAAAAUAAAUACACAGAUUUUAUUUAUAGGCCGAAAAGGACAUCGUGGCAUGGUAAGGAGUUUUUAAAAAUAUGUGGCAUACAUGAUUAUAACAAAAUAGUUCAGUCUGACGAAGCUUUAUAUGAAUGGUUAUACGAUGUGUCUGUUUAUGGAGUCGCGUUAAUACAAAAUACACCAAAUAAGGAAAAUGCAAUAGAUAAUAUCAUUGCAAGAGUAGGUUUCUCUAAGCAAACGCACUACGGAGUCAAAUUUACAGUACAGAAUGUUGCAAAUACGAGUAAUGUGGCGUAUUUGUCUAGCAAUUUACAAAUGCACACCGAUUUACCGUAUUACGAAUAUUGUCCUGGUGUAAAUAUGCUUCAUUGCCUCGUGCAGACCAAAAGUGAAGGUGGAGAAAACCUUCUAUCUGACUGUCAUUACACAGCUCAAUAUAUGAAAGAAAAUUAUCCAGAGGAAUAUGAAAUUUUAACUAAUAUAGAAGUAGAAUGGAGUGAUAUAGGUGUAGAAGAUGGUAAUGAGUUCUUCAAGCUGUACAGAUCUCCUGUAAUAUGUUUGGACAGUAAUAAAGAAGUGACAAGGAUAAAUUGCUCAAUCCCACAAAGGGGUAACCACUUUCCAGGCUUAUUGAAUGUUGUUGUGCCAUGGUACAAAGCCCACAAACUUUUCUUCGAUUUAAAUCAAGAAUUUGCUGCUAAAUUUAAAACUAAGGAAGGUGACAUACUGGUGUUUGAUAAUAUACGGUUGUUACAUGGAAGAAAUAAAUAUGAGGACAAACCGAAUAACACAAGAAAGCUUAUUGGCGGUUAUGUUGAUUGGGAUGAAAUUUACUCAAGGCUUAGGUGCUUAAAAGUAAAACUGUUCCCCAAUAGUGGCAUUCUGUAGCCUUCAUGAAUUGUUUUUAUAUUUACUUGCUAUUUUUAUAUAUAUGAACUUCAUUCAUAUGGUAGUUCUUAAUUAAACACUACAUUAGAAUAAAAUAAUAAUUUUUUAAUUCUGCAUAACAAGAAAAACCUUA
This is a messenger RNA of Zerene cesonia (dogface butterfly), 1738 nucleotides long. RefSeq names its product gamma-butyrobetaine dioxygenase-like. Gene Ontology annotation, cellular component: mitochondrion. Gene Ontology annotation, biological process: carnitine biosynthetic process. Bases 385 to 1605 code for a protein of 406 amino acids. Lineage: Eukaryota; Metazoa; Arthropoda; Insecta; Lepidoptera; Pieridae. Gene Ontology annotation, molecular function: oxidoreductase activity. The record is from RefSeq and is a predicted model, not a curated record. The transcript has a single exon.